AUGGGGUCAUACAUCAUCAUGUUGAUUGAGGAGGGCGGCAUCGCAACAGCAGCAGGGGGGGCAGAGGACAAACUGAAUGCAGACACAUCAGCCGGCAGAAGGGAUAACACCUCACUGCAGGGCACAGCAACUUCCACUGUGACUGCAAGAGAAGCAGAAGAAGAUGUGACAAUGAGAGCAGUGCUCUCACAGCUCAUUGACAUCACUGCCUUCAAUCUGGCUUUCUUAACAGUCACAGAGGCUGCCGCUGCACCACAAAGAUGUUUACUCACUAGAAAAUGUCAGAAUAAGCCCUCUACUGUUCUUCAAGAAUAA
Blastomyces dermatitidis ER-3 is the source of this 315-nucleotide messenger RNA. RefSeq lists its product as uncharacterized. The record is from RefSeq and is a predicted model, not a curated record. The transcript has a single exon. Bases 1 to 315 code for a protein of 104 amino acids. Lineage: Eukaryota; Fungi; Ascomycota; Eurotiomycetes; Onygenales; Ajellomycetaceae.